Messenger RNA from Chaetomium globosum CBS 148.51, 654 nucleotides. RefSeq lists its product as uncharacterized. NCBI's taxonomy places the organism in Eukaryota, Fungi, Ascomycota, Sordariomycetes, Sordariales, Chaetomiaceae. Bases 1 to 654 code for a protein of 217 amino acids. The transcript is spliced from 3 exons. The record is from RefSeq and is a predicted model, not a curated record.
AUGUCGGCCACCCCCGACUUCGUCGGCCCAUCGGACCAGGCAAGCCUCGAGACAAGCCUCAAUACAAGCCGUUCCCGGAAGUCCAUCGUUGCUAGUCUUCGCCACAAGACAUCGCGACUCCUUGGUCGCAAUGUCACCACCAAAAACGCCACAACAGACAACACUCCCCAGCCCCUCCAACCCGACCCGCCGAAGAGCAAACGCGGUUGGUUCCACUCGGUCGGUUCUCGCUUCCAUCGCCAUGACCACAUCGCUCUCGGAUCGUCAGAGUGCUCCCAGGAGAUCCAGAUUGUGAUGGAGGAAGCACCUCAGAAAACCAACUCGCCCUCUUCCCCUGAGACCACGCCGCCCCGGUCACCCAUGAGACGUCGCCGUUUUAGGAGUCGUCUUCGGCUGCAUUCUCUGCCCUCAAGGUUUCGCCGACGUGGCGUCUCCCUGUUUAGCCGAUCACCGUCUCUUUCGGACGAAGACAAGGAGAACUUUGUAGCUGUUGCUGGUCCCGCCGCGCGUUCAGGGGAAGGUUCCAACGCCGGGAGCUGGAGUUCGUUCCGGUCUGGUGUCCAAAGAGCUGUUCGGGAGGUCAUGACCAACCUCAAAGCCAAACCGCCGGAGACCAGGACCAAGACCCAAACCAAGCCCGGCCAGUACGGCUAG